Chara braunii is the source of this 1159-nucleotide messenger RNA. The record is from the annotation of a GenBank genome assembly. NCBI's taxonomy places the organism in Eukaryota, Viridiplantae, Streptophyta, Charophyceae, Charales, Characeae.
GGAAGACAGGGAGGAGAGAGGAGAAAGACCACUGGCAGCUGUCCUGAAGUUUCAACCAAAAAAAAAAAGAAAAAAAAAAAAGCACCACCGCCAUGAAUGCUGCCAUUGCAUUCGGUAGUGUGUCCCGUUUGCAACCCUUGGGGGUCAGAUGCUGUGCCGGGGUCUGGACUGGGAGGAGCAGUCAUGGCACUCAUGGCACUUGCGGUCAUGCUGCUGCUGCUGCUGCCACGUGGCACAAAAUCAGCUGCAAGCAAUUGGAGAUUGCAUCUGCUCUACGAAGAUGUGGGCGAAAGGGUGGUGCCCCCCGACUGGAAUACCGCUCACUAGCGUAUUGCUUCCACAGCAAUGGAUUAUCUAGGAGUCGGGUGGUUGACGUGGCCUUGUGUUCGCUGGGUGAUCUUGCCCAAGUAUCAGUUCGGCAGAUGGAGGGGGGGGAGGAUGAAGAUGCAUUGCAAAGGGAGCGCUUGGAUAACAUAACAGAGCAGCUAACAGCGUCAUCAGCUCUUCCAUUUCUGCUGUUGAUGAUGCCGCAAAUCAUCAAGAAUGCUGACUAUCUCAUGGCUGGGAACAAAUCACCGCUGUCUAUUCUUCCCUGGAUGGGGUACACUACUGGACUGCUGGGCAAUAUGCUGCUACUCACAUAUUUUUCCGAAAAGAAGGAGAUGUCUGCCACCAUAGUGCAAGUUGUAGGGGUUGUUUCUACUUUCGUGUUGCUUUCACAGGUUCGGUCUCAAGACCCCUUUGUCCUGUUGACUCCUACCUUUUUGUUAUGCUAGUAGCCAAGCGGAUUAUUACAAUUGUUUAUGACAAUGGAUUCAAUAAUACUGAAGCUUUUUGGCAACUUUUGGCGCAGUGCCACGUAAUCUGGGUGUAAUUCUGGUCACAAACCUACUGGAAAGUCCGUAGUGUGAGUAUGCCGUCAGUUGAUAAGUCUGCGCAGGACAAGUCUCAUGGGGUCGUAGCUUUUGGCGGAGCUGAAGUUCAGGGGUAAGACCGUAAAAAGUACUAAAAAGUUAAGAACUAAAAACUUAGAAAGUCGGUCCUAGGGCCUUUAUUAGACCGGUUCUGAAGAGUCCUUAGGUCAGUAAGCCUCGGGUCAGAGGUCAAAUCGAGGCGCAUCCAGGCCCCUCCAGAGGUCAAAUCAAGGCCCUAGGAAAGU